Molecule: messenger RNA, 561 nt
Organism: Didymodactylos carnosus
Lineage: Eukaryota; Metazoa; Rotifera; Eurotatoria; Philodinida; Philodinidae
Source: the annotation of a GenBank genome assembly
AUGUCCGUCAGACUGCCACAUGACAAUAUGCAUGUACGUCCGUCACUCUCGGUUGUCACCGUAUUGGCAACCAAGGAACAUAAUUUCACAAUCGACUGUCAGACAUGUCAUUUUCACGAUGAAAGUGACAAAGGUGUCACCGGUGGUCAUUUACGUACCUACGACGAAUUUCGCGUCUCACACGAUCAUGUACCGCGCAAAAUACAUGUUUUAAUACCUAUUGAUUAUCUGUCCAACAAUCAAGCGAAACGAUAUCUCGUCAUUUAUAUGAAUGAUGGCCAAACGGCAUUUUGGAAUGGAGGCUUAGUGAACAAAUCUUGGAAUGUUGGACAAACAGUAUCUAAGAUAUACGAGAAAGAUGAUUCUAAACAAGGGAUUGUUGUUGCCAUUCAUCCACUUGAUCGCAAUCGAGAAUAUACGCAUACACAUUGGAUGUGGAAACAAGCUUAUGGUGGAGUUGAUGAUUAUAAUGAUAAUAUUGUCAAUAAUGUCAAACCAUGGAUCGACAAAAACUAUCGAACAUUGCCCACAGCUAAGCGUACAGUUAUUGCGGGUAUUUGA